AUGGCUGUUAGCCUUGACAUAGCCAAGGCUUUUGAUCGGGUCUGGCACAAAGCUCUUCUCUCCAAACUCCCGUCAUACGGCCUGCCUGCCCAGUUCUGCAACUGGGUCGCUGGCUUCCUGCAUGAGCGCAGAAUCCGAGUGCUGUCAGACGGAUGCGCUUCGGAAUUCAUGUCAGUGAACGCUGAUGAUAGUACAGUGCACGGAGGGUAUAAUGGUCACCCUGCGGCUGGGCGGGUCGAGACUGAAGAGAAGCGAGUGAAUCUUGUCAUUGAGCUCAAUCGGGUGUUGGACCUCAUAUCUCAAUGGGGCUCCAAUAAUCUUGUUGAGUUCAAUGCCAAGAAAACACAGGUGUGCGCGUUCACGGCAAAAAAGACACCAUUCCUUCCCCUUCCUUCUCUUCAGGGCACACCACUUAGCCUACAGAGCAGCAUUAGCAUGCUCGGUACGGAGAUUCGCUGCGAUCUGAACCAGAGGGACUACAUUGAAGCCGUGAUAAAAACAGCUUCACGUAAACUCGGUGUCCUGAACAGAGUGCGACGCUUCUUCGCGCCGGAUCAGUUGUGUCUCUUGUAUAAGACACAAGUGCGAUCGUGCGUGGAGUAUUGUUCGCACCUCUGGGACGGUUCCGCUAAGUACCUUCUCGAUGCCUUGGACAGAUUGCAGCGGCGCGCUAUACGCAUUAUCGGCAAUGCAGAGGUCACUAAUACUCUCGAACCUCUGCAAUUGCGUAGAGAUAUUGCGUCACUCAGCGCUUUCUACCGUUUAUACCACGGCGAGUGCUCUGAAGAACUCUUUGACCUUAUCCCACCUUCUCCCUUCCUCCAUAGGAGCACGCGUGCUGCUCUCCGGAGUCACCGCUAUACUGUCUCUAGCAUUCCAUCGCGCACAAAGAAAUUUGGUGACUCGUUUCUUUGUCGCACAUCCAAAAGAUGGAACAAUCUACCAGCACACGUAUUUCCUCCUUCCUAUGACUUGGGGUCCUUCAAGCGAGGCGUGAAGAAGCACCUUGUAGGCCGGCAGGGUGAGGGCGACUGA
Hyposmocoma kahamanoa is the source of this 1035-nucleotide messenger RNA. RefSeq lists its product as uncharacterized. The record is from RefSeq and is a predicted model, not a curated record. The transcript is spliced from 2 exons. Bases 1 to 1035 code for a protein of 344 amino acids. Lineage: Eukaryota; Metazoa; Arthropoda; Insecta; Lepidoptera; Cosmopterigidae.